AUGUUGCUGUACACAAAGGAGCUCGUGGCGCCGCGUGCCAAGCUCACCCAGGGUCUGCAGAGAUUCCGGACGCAGCAGCUGCGGCAAAAGUAUGAGAAGAUGCUGCGCAGAGAGUUUGCCCACUCGACGAUCCAUGGCAUUCAGAAUGUCAUUGAGGAGAAGCAUGCUUGCGCUCGCUACUUUUGGCUUCUUGUCGUGCUGACAGCUACGAUGGGAUUGUUGGUCAUCUUCUCCCUGUUGAAGCAUCAGCAUAGUGCACAGCAGCUGGUCAGCGUGGUGGAGACGACACAGUUUCCUGUUUAUAAUAUUCAAUUUCCGUCGGUUGCUAUUUGUCCCUUCAAUCAUGUUAACUGGCUGCGCGCCUCAACGGCUGAACACCGCUUCCUGCCCAGGAAUGCUGACUCAUACACGCGUGAGUCCUUUCACCAGCUACUCAUUCAAAUGGAGCAGCUCAACUUUGGUAAGUUUCAAACACUCGGCGCGCUAUCCAAGCGAAAUCUCACUGCGCUGGCGAACGUGAGCCUCAUCAAGCUGGCCAGUUAUUUGGCCUACCGCUGCGAUGAGCUCUUCGAGCCGGACUCCUGUUUCUUCGAUGAAACCAAAUACGAAUGUUGUCAGCUGUUUGUGCCGGAGUACACUGAGAAAGGCGUCUGCUUGGUUUUUAACUCGUUGAUAUCCGAAGAAUCGCGCAAAAAGAAGCUGGUCAGUGAGUUUUAUCCCUUCAAGAUAAGCACAGCCGGCGAGGGCUCUGGCCUCCAGUUUAUGCUGCACCUCAAUGAUACCUUCUUGCGCGCUGGCACCCAGGUGCCCUUUUCUAUGAAUCUAAUGAUCAAGGAGUCCAAUCAAUGGUCAAACAACAUGAACUACCAUCUCUAUGAAAACACUGAAAACUUUGUGUCAAUAGAUCCGAUGGUCAUCCAAACGUCCAAGAACACGAAGUUAAUGGAUCCGGUCAAGCGACGGUGCUACUUUGAGGUAGGUCACGAGCGACAUCCCUACUACCCGUAUAAGGAUCUACCCUACAGUCGCACCAAUUGCAUUUUCACUUGCUUACAGUGGGCUCUGAUUGAUGCUUGUAAUUGCUCCAUGCCUCUGUACUUGCCAGAUAUAGACGAUACCAGGGAGUGCACUGUGCUGGACUUUGCAUGCCUUCAUCGCCACACGGAUGUCGUUGGGUAUGUGAAAACCAUUGACCAGGAUAAAUAUAUUAAGGACCCACGACGGGGUCUGGUCUGCCCCUGCCUAGACAGUUGCAACACUCAACUAUACCAGACGUAUCUGAAUGUGCGUCGCUUUGAUUACUUCAAUGCGACAAAUACCACAAUCUCAAAACGAAUCAGGGCAGAGAUCUAUUAUGGCCAGCGGGUUUUGAUGAAGAUUGAAACCAAGCUAAAGUACAAUUUUGUCGACUGGGUCGCUGCCUUUGGUGGCGUCCUAGGUCUUUAUGUGGGUGCAUCGACCCUGAGCUUUGUCGAACUGGGCUACAUAGUAUCUCGGCUUUUGUGGUCUCUGCUCAAGGAUGCGUAUGCUCAAAUAACUUCAAAACUAUAAUCGAUAAGCAUUUAAUCAGUUGAUCAAGAGUUAAUUACAAAUACUUAUG
Messenger RNA from Drosophila arizonae, 1600 nucleotides. It is a transcript of the gene ppk19, whose product is annotated as pickpocket 19. Gene Ontology annotation, molecular function: ligand-gated sodium channel activity. Gene Ontology annotation, biological process: sodium ion transmembrane transport. The record is from RefSeq and is a predicted model, not a curated record. Gene Ontology annotation, cellular component: plasma membrane. Lineage: Eukaryota; Metazoa; Arthropoda; Insecta; Diptera; Drosophilidae.